Arvicola amphibius (Eurasian water vole) is the source of this 693-nucleotide messenger RNA. Its product is annotated as histone H1.0. Gene Ontology annotation, biological process: negative regulation of DNA recombination; nucleosome assembly; chromosome condensation. The record is from RefSeq and is a predicted model, not a curated record. Lineage: Eukaryota; Metazoa; Chordata; Mammalia; Rodentia; Cricetidae. Gene Ontology annotation, molecular function: nucleosomal DNA binding; double-stranded DNA binding; structural constituent of chromatin. Gene Ontology annotation, cellular component: nucleus; nucleosome.
AUGGUGUGGACUGCACCCCAUCAGGCACACCCUACUUUCAAGAGGCCAGUGGGAGAGGGGAGCUUCACCCCCAGGGCCUCCUUCAACAGCGGGAGCAGGGCCGGGCCACCAUUGACCGAGACUCCACGUCCACCCCUGCGGCGGAAGCCCAAGCGGGCCAAGGCCUCCAAGAAGUCCACGGACCACCCCAAGUAUUCAGACAUGAUCGUGGCUGCCAUCCAGGCAGAGAAGAAUCGCGGCGGUUCCUCGCGCCAGUAUCAAAAGUAUAUUAAGAGCCACUACAAGGUGGGUGAGAACGCCGACUCCCAGAUCAAGUUGUCCAUCAGGCGCCUGGUGACCACCGGUGUCCUCAAGCAAACCAAAGGGGUGGGUGCCUCGGGGUCCUUCAGGCUGGCCAAGGGCGAUGAGCCCAAGAGGUCGGUGGCUUUCAAGAAGACCAAGAAGGAAGUCAAGAAAGUGGCCACUCCAAAGGCAGCCAAGCCCAAGAAGGCUGCCUCCAAAGCCCCGAGCAAGAAACCCAAAGCCACCCCAGCCAAGGAAAGCCAAGAAGAAGCGGCUGCCACGCCAAGAAACCAAAAGCCCAAGGUUGUCAAAGCCAAGCCAGUCAAGACAUCCAAACCCAAGAGGCCAAACCUGUGAAGCCCAAAGCCCAAGUCCAGUGCCAAGAGGGCCAGCAGAAGAAAUGACGAUUGA